UUAAUCAUCCAAUAAUAUCCUAGUUCAUAAAAACAAUUCUUUCGCUUUAGUCAUUUAAACCUUCUACAAUGAAAGCCUUCACUGCUAUUACUUCCCUCGCUUUAUUAGCCUCUAAAGCCGUUGCUGAAUUACAAAACGUUAGUUUAUAUGUCGUUUCUGAUGACCAAUCUAUUAAUGGCUCAGGUAUUUCUGCUCCUCAUGAAGGUGCCGGUAUCAAUUAUGUUUUCGUUGGUACCGAUGGUGGCUACUUAGGAACUACCCCAACCAUCCCAUUCGUUUACAAUACCACUUCCGGUACUUUAUUCUGGGAAGUUCAACCAGCAUUUAACCAAUUCUUUGGUGUUUACGAAAACAUUUAUUCUGAAAACCAAGACUUCGGUGUUGUACAAGUAUCUGUUAUUGUUAAUGGUACUGGUGUUACUUUUGAAAAUGGUUUCUUAGCUUUAGAUGGUUCUACUGGUGGUUUCUAUGCAUUAGGUAACAUCUCCGAUCCAUACAACUACUCUAAGCAAAGUUUAGCUGUUGUUAGAAACCUUUCUGCUUCCCCAGAAGGUGCCAUUCCAAUUUCUCUUACUGCUGUUAUUGGUGGUUCUUCAUCAACUAGUGCCGCUCCAAGUACUACUGCAUCUUCAUCUGUUGAAACUUUCUACACUAACUCAACUACUCUUGAAACAUCUACUUCUGCUAAGGAAACAACUACUAGUAUUGCUACUAUUUCUUCAGGUGCUGCUGCCGCUGGUGCCAUUGCUCAAGGUUCCUUUGCCGGUCUUGCCGCCUUAGCUGCUGGUUUAUUACUUUAAUUGUUUUAAGUUCCUAUUUGUAUCCCAAUUUCAGCAUUUUAUUCGUUUACGUUUUGCAUUUUUCUAAUUCAUCUUUUAUUUUGUUAAUGUCGUUUUUUAUCUUUAUUUUCUUAAUAGUACAUAGCUAUUUCAAAAAAGGAAAAAGUUCCAUUUCUGUGAGUUUUACAAAAUAUCUCCUGUAACUUUAUCAUUAUAUCGUGUUUUCUUAAUUAUUAAUAUAUAUUAAAGUUUUAAACU
Messenger RNA from Scheffersomyces amazonensis, 1037 nucleotides. RefSeq lists its product as uncharacterized. Bases 69 to 800 code for a protein of 243 amino acids. The transcript has a single exon. Lineage: Eukaryota; Fungi; Ascomycota; Pichiomycetes; Serinales; Debaryomycetaceae. The record is from RefSeq and is a predicted model, not a curated record.